This is a messenger RNA of Nipponia nippon (crested ibis), 1395 nucleotides long. The record is from RefSeq and is a predicted model, not a curated record. NCBI's taxonomy places the organism in Eukaryota, Metazoa, Chordata, Aves, Pelecaniformes, Threskiornithidae.
AUGACAGACUUUGAGAAGAACCUCCGUCGGGACAUAAUUUCUCAGCUGCAUAAUUUUGCUGCUGUUGGAGAUGCAGCCAGACUGAAGGCAUUGCUCAGUCAUUCUCCGUCCCUUAUCAAUGCAGCUGCAGAUAAUGGCUGGACAGCCCUGAUGUAUGGUGCCAGAAAUGGACACCUGGAGGUUGUGCAGAUUCUUCUUGAAGAAGGGUGUGACAGGUCUAUCGUUAAUAAAUCAAGGCAGACAGCUCUGGACAUUGCGAAAUUUUGGGGGUAUAAACACAUAGCUAAUUUGUUGGCUAAUGUGAAGGCUGGGCAGAGGCCUAAUUUUCUGUCAAAUGAAGUGAAAGAAUGUGAAAAUUAUUUUGGCUUGACACUUCUGGACAGAAGGAGUGAUAAAAGGACAGAUUCCAAGUGGCUAAGCAAAAAACAAAGCCAUCCAACUACAGUAUACAUCCUUUUCUCAAAUCUAAGUCCUUUGGUUACUUUGGGUGGGGGAAUAGAGAGCUCCCAGCAACCAGAAGUAAAGCUUUGCAGGCUGUACCACAAGGAUGUGGAGCAGUGCAUGAACCAGACUGAAGAAGGCACCUUAAUUUUUCUUGGAGUUGAACUUCAGUUCCACAUGAGCCUGCUGGCUGCUUGCAAGGGAAGAGUUCUGCAAGAAGAUGAAGAGGAUGGGUUAGUUGCUUGGUUUGCUCUUAGUGUAGAUUCUGCUUCUGCUGAGAAAUUUAAACAGACGCAUGAGGACUGUUACUUUCUUCACCCACCAAUGCCAGCACUACUGCAGCUACCUGAAAAAGAAGCUGGAGUAGUAGCCCAGGCUAGAUCUGUUCUAGCAUGGCACAAUCGCUACCGUUUCUGCCCAACAUGUGGGAGUGCAACCAAGAUUGAAGAAGGGGGUUACAAGAAAACUUGCUUAAAGGAAGAUUGUCCCAGUCUCCAAGGUGUUCACAACACAUCAUAUCCAAGAGUUGAUCCUGUUGUGAUAAUGCAAGUCAUCCAUCCAGAUGGGAACCACUGCCUUUUAGGUAGGCAGAAGAGGUUUCCCCCAGGAAUGUUUACCUGUCUUGCUGGAUUUGUAGAACCUGGCGAAACAAUAGAAGAUGCUGUUAGAAGAGAAGUAGAAGAGGAGGCUGGAGUCAAAGUUGGCCAUGUUCAGUAUGUCUCUUGUCAGCCAUGGCCAAUGCCCUCCUCGCUAAUGAUUGGCUGCUUAGCUGUUGCGGUGUCUACAGAAAUUAAAGUUGACAAGAAUGAAAUAGAGGAUGCCCGCUGGUUCACUAGAGAACAGGUUGUGGAAGUUCUCAUUAAAGGAAAUCAGCGUUCGUUCUUUGUACCACCAAGUCGAGCUAUUGCGCACCAGUUGAUAAAACAUUGGAUUGGAAUGAAUGCUAAUCUUUAA